AUGGUACAAAGUACAAAACAGGGAAAUGGUACAAUGAAGGCUGCUAGAGGUCGGUGCCUCCGCAUGUCCGGGGUAUGGGUGCCCCCCGUCGCCAUCUCGGGCACAGAGGUCAAGUUCACGUGCCACUAUGAGACGAGUCCUUCGCUCAACGACACCCUGUACUCGCUCAAGUGGUACCGAGGGCACGACCAGUUCUACGAGUACAUUCCCAGAAAUAUCCCGCCGAUGAAAGUCUACGAGAGCGCCCACGUUCAUGUCGAUUCAUCCAUUCAUUUCAUCCAGCUCUCUCCUCUGCCACAGAAAUCCCAGAGUGACGCCAACACUGUGGUUCUGAAGGGAGUUACACGUGAGACUUCAGGAAGCUUUCAGUGUGAAGUUGUGGGCGACAAACCCCUUUUCGAGACGGAUAACUACACGAAGAACAUGACGGUUGUCGACAUACCCCCCUGGGGCCCAAGGCUCACCCACAGACCCCUGAGCUCGAAGGUGGGCGUGCAGGACAUCAUUCAGGCCCGGUGCGAGGUGGGCCCCUCCGACCCGCCCACGGAGAUCACGUGGACCAUCAACCGCGCGCCCGCACCGCCCUACGCCCGCGUCAAGACCUACAGGAACGAGAAUCGAGUCCACGUGUCGGACCUCCACAUACAAGUCACCGAGGACCUAUUCUACAAAGGGGAGCUCGUGGUGGCGUGCGGGGCCAAGCUCCUCUCAGCCUUCGAUAAGACAGCUAACGUUACCUUCGUCGACGUGAACGCUCCCGAGCCUGCGGGGUACGGGUGGCUGUCGGCAGGAAUAUUGAUAACUGAUUUGAUACUAUUUUCUCAAAAACUUUGA
This is a messenger RNA of Penaeus indicus, 834 nucleotides long. RefSeq lists its product as uncharacterized. The record is from RefSeq and is a predicted model, not a curated record. Lineage: Eukaryota; Metazoa; Arthropoda; Malacostraca; Decapoda; Penaeidae. The coding region runs from base 1 to 834 and encodes 277 amino acids. The transcript is spliced from 6 exons.